Pocillopora meandrina is the source of this 1973-nucleotide messenger RNA. Lineage: Eukaryota; Metazoa; Cnidaria; Anthozoa; Scleractinia; Pocilloporidae. The record is from the annotation of a GenBank genome assembly.
AUGAUUGUAGGGCAAGGUGUGAGGAACGACGAUGGAAGUUACACCUUUCCUACUGAAACCAUCCAGGCGACGAAAAGUCAACACAACUUAACAAUAAUGAAUGUUAUGGUACUCACGAAUGCCAUCAUUUCGGUGGACGAAGUCCAGCUCUAUAUCUACGCAGAAUCCGAAAAUAAAAGCGGUAGCCUCGUUUCCCUACUUCCCAAUUCUGCUGGAGUGUUUGAGGCUAGGGUGAACCCGAUAGUGGUUGGGAAUUUCGAAUUGGAAGAAGCUGAUAUCCUUAUGAAAAGUGAAGUAAAUGUUACCUCAACCGGCCAGGUGCAAGUUUCCACAGAAUUCACUCUCCGCCUCUCAAAGACCACACUAGGAGGAAAUGCAAUCGUUGUACAUAAACUUGUUUUUGUUGUGACUUCUCACGACAAAAAUAAAACAGAACAUCGGCACGAUCAAAUGUAUUCCCUGGAGUACACAAAGGGUAAGUACCCUCUUUAGUUGCUUAAUUUACGUUGACUGCCCCCUAUUUUUACACAAGGUGAUUUUAUGAUUUAAAUUAAGACAAUAGAUACCUCUUAACUGGAUAUGUUUAGAUAAGUUAGAUAAAUUAGAUAAGUACUUACAAAGUACACCCCUUAUAUUUAAGAUUGACAAAACAAACAUGAAUACUACUGUAGACAUGACAUCAGGAUGGUUUUACACUUUUUUCUUUGAGGGGAAAAAUUCUAAUCCCAAAUGUUGCUCUUCUCAUUUGCCCUUUAGUGUAAUAAAUGAUCUAGAUAUAAUGUAGCAGUAGAGCACUGUGUGAAUAGGUUCAUUGUGGCACCAUAUAUUAAUAAGAAGAACAUCAAAUUGGAGUGUUGCAUAUUGAAGGUGUGUUGUAUUUCAUUGGAGCUAAAACUAUUUUGCCACAAAUUGUUAACAAAUUUAUGGCAAGUUGUACUUAUUAUUACCUGCAGAUGAAUUGGAAGAGCUAUUUUUAAUCAUAAAAGUCAUUAAUGUCAAUUUAUCAAAUUAAUUGUGGAGCUCGCAGAGCGUAGCCCCCUAAUUAUACAAAAUGGUAGUAGUAACCCAUCAAGCCAAAAAAAUUUGGACUUACAACUGUACGACUGUAUGACUGACCAUACAAGGUUCUACUUUUAACAUGUGUGGUCAACUGUACCAUGGGCAUGCCAACACCAUGGUUUUGUCCAGUAGUCCAGUGGUCAGUACACUGGGCUCUGAGUCAGUCGACCCAUGUUCUAGUCCUGGCUGGGGCAAGGCGUUGUGCCCUUGGGAUGUGCGGGGAAAAAAAAAAUGCAAGCUCCGCUUUUAGGCUUGGCUAAAUCUAUAUAUUACAAAAUGGUAGUAGUAACCCAUCAAGCUGAAAAAAAUUGGACUUGACACCAUACAGGCGUCCGUACAAGGUGCUACUUUUAACAUGCGUGGUCAACUGUACCACAGGACUUUUUAACUUUGAGCUAAGGAGAUAUUUAUGCUAUCUGAUUAUAGGGCAAGGUGUGAGGAACGAUGAUGGAAAUUACACCAUUCCACCUGAAAACAUUCAGGUGACGGAAGGUCAACGUGACUUAACAAUAAUGAAUGUUAUGGUGCUCUCGAAUGCCACCAUUUCGGUGGACAAAGUCCAGCUCUAUAUCUACGCAGAAUCCGAAAAUAAAAGCGGUAGCCUCGUUUCCCUACUUCCCAAUUCUGCUGGAGUGUUUGAGGCUAGGGUGAACCCGAUAGUGGUUAGGGAUUUUGAAUUGGAGGAAGCCCAUAUCCUUAUGAAGAGUGAAGUAAACCAUACCUCAACCAGCCAGGUGCAAGUUUCUACAGAAUUCACUCUCCGCCUCUCAAAGACAACACUAGGAGGAAAUGCAAUCGCUGUACAUAAACUUGUUUUUGUCGUGACUUCUCAUGACAAAAAUAAAACAGAACAUUGGCACGAUCAACAUUAUUACCUGAAUUACACAAAGACACAGGGUAAGUACCCUCCCUAG